This is a messenger RNA of Effrenium voratum, 1235 nucleotides long. The record is from the annotation of a GenBank genome assembly. Lineage: Eukaryota; Dinophyceae; Suessiales; Symbiodiniaceae.
UUCAAGAGGAGGAAGUCAUGCCCAAACUCGUAUCGGUCGCACUGGCCCUCGGCCUGCUGGCCGGAACCGCUGCCGCCCAGGCGGAUGAAACCGUCAGGUUCUGGUAUCAUUUCGACAACGCCGACAAUCCGAUGUCCGAACUUGUCGCCAAAUUCGAAGCAGAAAAUCCGGGCAUCAAGAUUGAAGCCGAGAACAUUCCCUGGAACAGUUAUUACGACAAUCUCUACACGUCGAUCGUGGCAGGCAAUGCACCCGAUGCGGCAAUGGUGAAGAUGUUUGCCCAACCCCGCCUUGUUGAAAUGGGCGCGCUGGAGCCGAUCGGCGACAGGAUCGAUGCCUGGGAAGGGAAAGCCGACUUGCAGGACAAUCUCCUGAACCUUGCACAGGCUUCUGAUGGCAACUCCUAUUACCUGCCGGUUCAGUACGUGGUUCUAUACCUGUACUACCGUCAGGACAUGUUCGAGGAACUGGGCCUGGAAGUUCCCAAGACAUGUGACGACUUCCGUGAUGCGGCAAUCAAGUUGACACGCGAUACUGACGGCGAUGGUCAAACCGACGUUUACGGCUUUGGUUUCCGGGGAGGCAAAGGUGGCCACGAUCACUGGGGAAGCCUGGUUCUUUCCCGCAGCGGUGUCGACUUUUCCAAGGACAGCCUCGGGAGCGAGGCCGGUGUCGCAGGUUCCCAGUGGGUGGUUGAUCUGUUCCAGAAAGACAAGGUUUUCCCGCCAUCGGCGCCCAAUGACGGCUUCAAGGAAGUCACAGGCGCUUUCAAGGCCGGCAAGACGGCAAUGACCAUUCACCAUAUCGGAUCUUCCAAUGGCAUGGUCGAAGCUCUCGGCGACGCCGUUUCCGCUGCGCCGGUUCCCGAGUGCGGUGGUGGCCACUGGACGGCGUUUGGCGAUGAAUCGACCGCCAUAUUCUCGUCGGCGCAAAACAAGGACGCUGCCUGGAAAUGGAUCUCGUUUCUGUCAAGCGAAGGCAACAACAAGGAAUUCAACAUGGCGACCGGACAGCUUCCCGUUACCAAAUCGGAUUCCGAAAACUGGACCUUGCAUGAAAAGCGUUUUGUCGAUGCAACCGUCGGCUCCCUGCCAUUCGCAAAUCUCUUGCCGAACACGCCUGAAACAUCCGAUUUCGUAAACACGGUCUGGCCGGUGAACAUGCAACGUGCCCUGACGGGAGAAAUUACCGCGGAGCAGAUGAACGCCGAAAUCAACAAACUUUAUAAUCCGUGA